Folsomia candida is the source of this 3436-nucleotide messenger RNA. RefSeq lists its product as uncharacterized. The coding region runs from base 107 to 1993 and encodes 628 amino acids. The record is from RefSeq and is a predicted model, not a curated record. Gene Ontology annotation, biological process: protein phosphorylation. Lineage: Eukaryota; Metazoa; Arthropoda; Collembola; Entomobryomorpha; Isotomidae. The transcript has a single exon. Gene Ontology annotation, molecular function: ATP binding; protein kinase activity.
CAACCCAAUUGCAAAUUCACAUAAUUCCCCAUAUGGAGUGAAGCACACACCCAAAUUACUCGACUAUAUUUUGUGUCACAAAUUUAACCGUUUCUUUGCAUAAAAAAUGGCUGCUUCCUCACCUCCGCCGUCAACUUUGACAUAUCAAACCUGCCUCGGCCAUGGUGCAUUUGGCAUAGUUUUGAAAGCCGUCGACCAAUCACUUAUUGCUUCCGCGGUGAAGUUCAUAUUUCCAUCCAGCGAGGACCAAGAGUCGAAGGAGCUGACUCAAAUUUCUCGUGAAUGUAAACUUUCCUCAGAACUGAAACCCCACCCAAACAUUGUGCAGGUUUGGGACGUCACGGAACGUAAAUUCUCGCUUUCCGAAAUCCAAGUUAUAUUAAGCGAUUCGGUUUUAAAAAACGAAGAACAAAGAAAAUUAAAAAGCUACUACGUCGAUAAAGCAAAGCGGAAAAAUAAUAUAUUCGGAGUUCGAAUUCAAAUGGAAUUAUGUGGGGAAAAUUUAAGGACAUGGCUAAACCUUCCACAUGCUGUUAAUGGUCCUACUCACAGAAAAUAUCAAGAUGCCAUAAUACAAAAUCUCACUUCCGGAUUGGAACAUUUGCACGACAACAAAAUUAUCCAUCGUGACUUAAAGCCGGAGAAUGUAAUGUUCUGCAAUGCGGGAUUCGAACUUCCCGUAAAAAUCGGUGAUUUUGGUCUUUCCCGAAACAUCCUUACCGCAGAGCGUACUGCUUUAACAAGUCAGGUCGGAACGAGAGACUACAUGGCGCCAGAGGCCUUCACGAAGAAAUACGACUUUCGGGCUGAUUUAUAUUCCUUGGGGCUCAUCAUCUGGGAGGUCACUGAGCUGAUUCCGUUUGUUAAAAGGAGACGCUUAUUCGACCGCCUUGUCAACGGCAAUGAAGAAAAUUUGAUUCAAUCUAAUGCAGACAUUGCGCAACUAAUUUCUCGUUUAACGAAACGACGGGUAGAAGACAGGCUGAAAAAUAUGGACGAAGUAACCAACCUCAUGAAGAAGUGGAAGGCACCGGAGAUUGGAUUUUAUCAAUGUGAAUUAAGCACAAUUUCAAGAGUUAGUCCUGAAGGAAGUCAAGUUUUAGUUGCCAAAAUUAGCUCGGAGCUACACACCUGUUUAUUACAAGCAACAAGUGGAAUGACAAUCAAGCUGUUGGAUAACGAAUACGUGGGAAAAUUUGUUCUUGAUAAAGAUAAUAUUACGCUAAUUGGAGAAGGAGUAGCCGUAUUUUUUAAGCGCGGUUUGGAAUCGGGAACUUGUCUUUUUGUGUCGGGAAACCACAAUAAAAUUUCCAACAUAAAGUUCUCCACAGCAAGUAGCGUACGAGUGUACCAUUUAGACCUUACUGGAGAUCAAAACUGUGUGAAAGGUGUAGAAUUUACGGGUGGAUACUGUGGCAUUGGAAUUUGUGGGAGGAAAAACAUAUUACAAAACAUAUAUUGUGCGAAGUGUGAUUAUCCAAUUAGUGUCGUAGGAUCCUACAAUAUUAUUGACGGAGCGGAGUUGUACUCCAUUGCGGGGAUUAGUAUGUACGUUGCUAACAAUUCGGAGGCAAACAUGAUUCAGAAUAUUACUGGGAUAAAUAUGACACGUGGAAUUGAUUGCUGUGGGAAGAAUAACAACUUUCAUAAAAUUCAUUUCACGAGCAAAGACAAUUACAAACACGAAGUAGGCGUAUUGCUUAGAACUGAUGGGAAUUCUAACCACAUAAAAAAUCUAACUUGCAUUAAUUAUUCCGGACAAUAUUUCGACCUAGAAAUUCAAUCGGACCGAUCCACCGUCAUGGGUUGCACGUGCAGAAAAAUCUGUGUGUGGGGCGUAGAUGUUACAGUUACUAAUGUGGAUUGUGAUGAACUGGUCGUAGGAAAAGAAGCUGCUAACGCCACCUUGCGGAAUUGUCAGGCUAAACUGCUAUCAUUAUGGACAUCCGUGGUACAGAUUGAGUGUCGAUUUAAGAAAACAGUAACGAAAUGAUUGAUUCUUACGUUUAACAUACUUACAAUCAUCUUCACAAUAAUUAUCCAUGUCAACUUGUGAAUUACUAUGGUGUAUAAAAGAAUAAUAGACCCUCGGACGAAGUUUUGAGUUUUCUUCCCAUACGCGAAAUGUAAACUCCUAAUCCCUCGCUGUGUUAAAUUAUGGCUUAGUGAAAAAUUGUAAACUCAAAAUUUUGGUUCGUCGCGCCAAUCUCAGGGGGUUGCUCAACACCCAGCAAAGUACAUAUUUUCUGAAUCUACUUUUUGGUAUCUAUCGAACGGCGUAACAAGAUUUUUAUAAUUUUCAUUGAUAACAAUUUUGUAGCCACUUCUUAAAAAAUUUGGCCAGGUUUCUGUUAUUCUUUAAUCAACCACAGCUACUAACAAAUUAUUUUAUGGAAUGAAAUCGUUAAUUUACAAAAUAAAGUAUGCCGGGGAAAACAAAGUCAAUGUAGGUUUGAAAACGAAAAAAAAAUCUGGGUAAUUUUAUUAAUAGUAAGAUUUUACAUUUUGUUCACCGUGAUGGUCCUAAACUUUGAUACUCUUAUUGUCAGGUUUAUUGUCAAUUGAGUGGAAACAUGGCUGAACAUAUGUACUCAAGUAGUAUGAUACUUCCCGAUAUUUUAAGGUUAUGAUUCUUAAUGUGUAACUCCUUUGUAGUCCGUUUUUCGAUAUACAUACAUUUGUAAUUUAGUAAUUUUUAAUAAUGCGAACUAUGUGGUACACUACAUUGCUAAUGCUAAUAAACUUAAUUUUAACAUGAAAUAUGUAUGUACCUUGACCCCAGCGUACUGACAAGAUGACUGUACCAUUAAACAAAAAAAUUAAAAACAUAUAUUUAGACAAUGAAGCUAUAAAUGAACAGCUGGGCGAGCGAAAGUGUUGGAACCGAAUUUUUUGGGACAGGUCUACAAUCUCAUUGUGAAUGAAAAUUAAUUAAAAAGGAAUGAAUGCAUAAGAUCGAGCAAAGAUAAACUAGAAUAAAUUUUAACAUGGACAGAAAUGUCACUGAUUGUAUGCACUAUUUAUAUAUGUACAUACAUAUGUCUAAUAUACACAUUUUAGGUUUAACAUAAUUAUCAACAUGUUUUUUGCCUUCUUGAUUAAAUAAAUAGAUAAAUACAUCAAUACAUAUUUCCAGUUUUUUUAGUUCGAAUAUGUUCAUAAUGUAUUGUAAAUGUGUACAUAAAUACAUACAUCAAUGGAUAUAUGUAUCCAUUGAUGGUUGAGGAUUUAUGCCAAAAUCGGCUCCCAAAUUUCAAAAAAUUGCUAAUAGAAAAGUUAAGCUAAUAGAAAAGAAAAGACACAAGAUUGCUGCCGAAAAAAUUUUUCGUACAAAAAAUGAUACAAUUAGAUAUCCAUAGAACCUACUUUGCUGGAGAUGAAUCCUUCCUACAAGGUUUGAUUGAUUCGGCGGACAAUUUGAAAGGUUUGAAAAUCA